This is a messenger RNA of Acanthochromis polyacanthus (spiny chromis), 2356 nucleotides long. RefSeq names its product E3 ubiquitin-protein ligase TRIM39 (gene btr30). The transcript has 12 exons. Gene Ontology annotation, molecular function: zinc ion binding; protein binding. NCBI's taxonomy places the organism in Eukaryota, Metazoa, Chordata, Actinopteri, Pomacentridae. The record is from RefSeq and is a predicted model, not a curated record. The coding region runs from base 19 to 1932 and encodes 637 amino acids.
CUGAUCAGUGGAGCAGAAAUGUCCUACUCCUGGAUCUCACUAACAUCUUCUAUUCCAUCCUGUAGGAUGACGAUGGCCGAGGCUGCAACUCCAGAGCUGUUCUCAGAGCAGGAGUUAACCUGCUCCAUCUGCCUGGACCUGUUCAAUGAUCCCGUCUCCACACCGUGUGGGCACAACUUCUGUCAGGCUUGUAUUGGAGGUUACUGGGCCUCCAGUUCGGUCUGCACCUGUCCUCUCUGUAAGCGUCAGUUCAAUGAACGUCCUCAGCUGAGCAUCAACAAAGUCUUCGCUCUCAUCGCAGACAAAUACAAGCUAGCCCGUUAUGGUGCCGCAGGUUUACCGCCGCCGGUCAGUAACGGGACGCCGGGCUCGAUGGCAACCAUACCAGACAUGGGCAGCACAAACCCGUUUCUGUCGGCGCCGACGACGCCGGCAGGUGAGGAGGUGGUGUGGUGUGACGUGUGCACAGGUGUUAAACAGCCGGCCAUCAGCUCCUGCCUCACCUGCACCGCCUCCUACUGCACUGAGCAUGUGCAGGCGCAUCACACCACACCGUUCUACGCCAAACACCCACUGAUGGACCCACAGGAGGCGCUGAGGGGGCGCACCUGCUCCAUACACCGCCGCCUGCUGGAGGUGUACUGCAGGACAUGUCAGCGCUGCAUCUGUGCCAUCUGCGUCCUGGAGGAACAUCGGACCCACAAAACUGUCUCGGUCCAAACCGAGAGACUCGGCAAACAGAAACAGGUGGCGAGAACAGAACAGGAGAUCCUGAACCGGAUCAAAGAGAAGGAGAUCCGAGUGACUGACCUGAAGAGGAAACUGGAGGGAGUCCAGAACUACGCAGAUAGAGAGCGUGGCGAGGUAGAACACCUGCUGGACGAAGUCUCCGCCUCCCUGGACAGGAUCAGGUCUCGGGUAGUGGGCGGGAUCCAGAACCAGCUGGAUGCCGUGAUGUCAAAAGGAGAGGGGCUUGUGAACCGUCUGGAGGCGGAGCUCGAACAGCUGACGGAGAGGAGAGCCACGCUGGAGAUGCAGGCCAUCAGUCAGGAUCACAUCGGGUUCCUGCAGAGCUUUGAGGAUGCCACAGCUCCUCUGUCUGAGGAGCAGGAACAGGAGGUUGAUGAGGCGUCAGAGUUCCAGCUUCACCUCCAUCUGGGAGACGUAAAGAGCAGUUUGGUUGAAAUCAAAGACAAGAUGGACGACGUCCGCAUGGGGGAAGUUAGAUCCCGAGGCUCCAGAGGCUCCUUUUCGUCAGGUGACCUGAUGAUGGCAGAGAGCAUGAUGAGUCUGAGAGGAAGCUCGGCCAGUCUGAGGAAGAGUCAGUGGUCUCUGAAAGAUCUGAAGAAGUACAAACAGGUUUCAGGACACAAGAAGGUUCGAGUCUACAUGGAGGAUGUGACGUUGAACCCGGUGACGGCGUAUCCCUUCCUCAUCCUGUCCGAGGACAGGAAGCAGGUGAAGAGAGGCGAGAAGCUGCAGUUCUACAGAAACAGCCAACAGAGGUUUGAUGUCUGGUCCUGUGUCAUCGCCAAGGAGGGCUUCAGCACCGGACGCCACUACUGGGAGGUGUUUGUGGGGGAGAGUAAAGACUGGAAGCUGGGUGUGGUCACUGAGUCUGCUCAAAGGAAAGGCCUGUUCGACAUGAAUCCCUCUAACGGAUACUACGCCCUCUGGUGGAGUGGCAACCAGUUGCGAGCGCUCACUGCUCCGCCACUGACCAAGGUGAAAAGUACUCAGAAGCUGCGACAGGUGGGCGUCUUCCUGGAUGUGGACGAGGGUCAGGUGUCCUUCUACAACGUCAAGUCAGGCUCAGAGAUCUACAGCUUCAGCGGAUCCUCUGAGUUCACUGAGAGAAUGUUCCCUCUGCUGGGCACCGGAGACAAAGAGGUUCCACUGGUCCUCAUGACCACACAGCACCAGCUGGCCUGAGGGACCUGGACCUGGACCUCAGGGUCAUACCGGAGAACAUGAUGAAUGGUGUGAGAAGGAGGCAGCUGAGGAAGGACAAGGAUGUUUUGACAGAAAUUUAAUCUUACCGUGACAUAAAAAACAAUUCUUAGUUUCUGUUGGUGGAUAAACACAUUGUCUCCUUCUCCCACAACAAAAUAUCUUCCAUGUUAUAAUCUUGAACGUUCAUGAACUUUGCAGAGGGGAAGUUUGUGAUAAACACAACUAACAGUUACUGUCAGUAUGUCAUCUUAAUGACACCUUAUUUUACGUCUUAAAAUGUGAGAAAACAGUGAAGACCAUGUUUUUAUGUUUUAUUCAAUCACAAAACCAUAGAGACCAAACCAAAAAAGCAUGAAUUCUUUGACAAUAUUCAUCAGUUUUGCGUUACAGAAAAUAGUCAUAC